UGUUACUGCUUAGUGCUAGUGCUGCUGACACAUCCAGCAGACAACAUUCCCUAAAAUUCUUGACAAAAAAAUGAGAAUUUUCACAAAAGCAAAGAAGUUUUACUUCUCUGUGAGAGCCAAAGAUAUUUUAGAGAAGAAUUCAUCUUUUGCUUUUCCAGUUGAACAUUUUCUCACAACAAAAGCCAUGCAAAUAGAGCUCUCUACCUUCUUCUUUCUGUGCUUUUUGAGAUUCAGCUUUAGUAUUACCAGAAGAUACUAUCUAGGUGCAGUAGAACUGUCCUGGGACUACAAGCAAAGUGACCUGCUUGGUGAGCUGCACAUGGACACAAGAAUUCCUCCUAGAAUGCCAAGAUCUUUCCCAUUCAACACUUCAAUCAUGUAUAAAAAGACUGUGUUUGUAGAGUUCACGGAUCAACUUUUCAACAUCGCCAAGCCCAGGCCACCCUGGAUGGGUCUGCUGGGUCCAACCAUUUGGGCUGAGGUUUAUGACACAGUGAUCAUUACACUUAAAAACAUGGCUUCUCACCCUGUCAGUCUUCAUGCUGUUGGUGUGUCCUACUGGAAAGCUUCUGAAGGAGCUGAAUAUGAUGAUCAGACCUGUCAAAGGGAGAAGAAAGAUGAUAAAGUCUUUCCUGGUGAGAGCCUUACAUAUGUCUGGCAGGUGCUGAAAGAGAAUGGUCCAAUGGCCUCUGACCCACCUUGUCUCACCUACUCUUAUCUUUCUCAUGUGGACCUGGUGAAAGACCUGAAUUCAGGCCUUAUUGGAGCCCUGCUGGUGUGUAAAGAAGGAAGUCUGACCAAGGAGAGAACACAAACCUUGCAUGAGUUUGUACUACUUUUUGCUGUAUUUGAUGAAGGGAAAAGUUGGCACUCAGAAACAAAGGACUCCUUGGAACAGGCUAUGGAUUCUGCAUCUGCUCAGGCCUGGCCUAAAAUGCACACAGUUAAUGGCUAUGUAAACAGAUCUUUGCCAGGUCUGAUUGGAUGCCACAGGAAAUCAGUCUAUUGGCAUGUGAUUGGAAUGGGCACAACCCCUGAAGUACACUCAAUAUUCCUUGAAGGUCACACAUUUCUUGUGAGAAACCAUCGCCAGGCUUCCUUGGAAAUCUCACCAUUCACUUUCAUUACUGCUCAGACACUUUUGAUGGACCUUGGGCAAUUUCGACUGUUUUGUCGUAUUUCUUCCCACCAACAUGAUGGCAUGGAAGCUUAUGUCAAAGUAGAUAGCUGCCCAGAGGAAUCCCAACUACGGAUGAAAAAUGAUAAAGAAGAGGAAGAUUAUGAUGAUGAUCUUGAUGAUUCUGAAAUGGAUGUGCUCAAGUUUGAUGAGGACAGUUCUUCUUCCUUUAUCCAAAUUCGCUCAGUUGCCAAGAAGUAUCCUAAAACUUGGGUACAUUAUAUUGCUGCUGAAGAAGAAGACUGGGACUAUGCACCCUCUGUUCUCACUCCUGACGACAAAAGUUAUAAGAGCCAAUAUUUGAACAAUGGUCCUCAGCGUAUUGGUAGAAAGUACAAAAAAGUCCGAUUUAUGGCAUACACAGAUGAAACCUUUAAGACUCGUGAAGCUAUUCAGUAUGAAUCAGGAAUCCUCGGACCUUUACUUUAUGGGGAAGUUGGAGACACACUGUUGAUUAUAUUUAAGAAUCAAGCAAGCCGACCAUAUAACAUCUACCCUCAUGGAAUCACUGAUGUCAAACCUUUGCACUCAGGCAGAUUGCCAAAAGGUGUAAAAUAUUUGAAGGAUCUGCCGAUUCUGCCAGGAGAAAUAUUCAAAUAUAAAUGGACAGUGACUGUAGAAGAUGGACCAACUAAAUCAGAUCCUCGAUGCCUGACCCGCUAUUAGUCUAGUUCCAUUAACCCAGAGAAAGAUCUAGCUUCAGGACUCAUUGGCCCUCUCCUCAUCUGCUACAAAGAGUCUGUAGACCAAAGAGGAAACCAGAUGAUGUCAGACAAGAGAAAUGUUGUAUUAUUUUCUGUGUUUGACGAGAAUCAAAGCUGGUACUUCACAGAGAACAUGCAGCACUUCCUCCCCAGUGCAGCUGGAGUGCAGCCCGAGGAUCCAGAGUUCCAAGCUUCCAACAUUAUGCACAGCAUCAAUGGCUAUGUUUUUGAUAGCUUGCAGUUGUCAGUUUGUUUACAUGAAGUGGCAUACUGGUACAUUCUAAGCAUUGGAGCACAAACUGACUUCCUAUCUGUCUUCUUCUCUGGAUAUACCUUCAAACACAAAAUGGUCUAUGAAGACACACUUACCCUAUUUCCAUUCUCAGGAGAAACUGUCUUCAUGUCAAUGGAAAACCCAGGUCUAUGGGUUCUGGGGUGCCACAACUCAGAUUUUCGGAACAGAGGCAUGACAGCCUUAUUAAAGGUCUCUAGUUGUGGCAGAAACACUGGUGAUUACUAUGAAGACACAUAUGAAGGUAUUUCAACAUACUUGCUGAGUGAAACUAAUGUAGUUGAACCCAGAAGCUUCUCCCAGACUUCAAGGCACCCUAACACUAAGAAAAAGCAAUUCAAAGCCACCACAAUUCCAGAAAAUGACAUCAAGAAGAUUGACCCUCAGUUUGGAGAGAGAACACAGAUGCUUACAGUACAAAAUGUCUCCUCUAGUGAGUUGUUGAUUCUUUUGGAACAGAGUCCUACUGCACAUAGAUUAUCCUUAUCUUCACCUCAAGAAGAUACAUAUGAGACUAUUCCUGAAGAUCAUUCACCUGGAGCAAUAAAUAGAAAUGAGGGCCCCUCUGAAGUGGCACAUCCCAGGCCAGAACUUCAUUACAGUGGAAAUAUAGUAUUUACUCCUGAAUCAGGCCUUCAAUUAAGAUUAAAUGAGAAUUUUGGUACAACUACAGCAGUAGAAUUGAAUAAAUUUGAUUUAAAAGUUUCUAGUUCAUCAGAUAAUCUAACGACUUCACCAAGAAUUCCAUCAGACAGCUUGGCAUCAGACACUGAAAAUAUGGGUUUCUUAGAACUUCCAAAUAUGCCAGUUCACUUUAGUAGUCAUUUAAGCACCACUAUCUUUAACAAAAAAUCCUCUCCCCUUAUUGGGUCUGGUGUACCUCUGAGCUUGAGUGAAAGAAAUAAUUAUUCCAAGUUAUUAGAAGCAGCUUCAGUGAAUAGUCAAGAAAGUUCACUAAGAAAAAAUGUAUCAUUAAUGCAGACUGAUAUGUUAGUUAAAGAGAAAAGAGUUCAUGAACCUGCUUUGUUGAUUAAAGAUAAUACUUUAUUUAAAGUUAAUAUCUCUUUGGUAAAGACAAGCAAGGCAUCCACUAAUUCAACAACUAAUGGAAAGACUCGUAAUGGUGACCCAACAUUAUUCAUUGAUAAUAGCACUUUAGUAUGGCAAGAUAUUGUAUUAGAAAAUGAUACAGAGUUUCAAGAAGAGAAAUCUUUGAUUCCAGAUAAAAUGUUUGCAGAUACAAAUACUACAGCUUUAUGGCCAAAUCAUGUACCCAGUAAAACUGCCUCAUCAAAAAAUAUGGAAGCGACAUACCCAAAAGAAGGUUCUGUGUUACCAAAUGCAGAAAAUCUAGAUACAUCCUUCUUCAAGAUGCUGCUCUUGCCAGAAUCAGCAAAUUGGAUAAAAAGAACUCAUGGAAGGAAUUCCCUCAACUCUGGGCAGGGGUCCAAUUCAAAACAAUUAAUACCCUUAGGAUCAGAAAAGUCUGUGAAAGAUCAGAAUUUCUUGUCAGAGAAUAAUAAAGUGCAUGAAUUUACAAAGGACACAGGACUUAAAGAGAUUGUUUUUCCAAGCAGCAAGAGCAUCUUUCUUACUAAUGUAGCUAAUAUACAAGAAAAUGAUACACACAACCAAGAAAAAACAUUUCAGGAAGAGAUAGAAAGUAUGGAAACAUUAAAAGAGAAUGUAGUCUUGCCUCAGGUGUAUACAUUGACUGGCACUAAGAAUUUCCUGAAGAACCUUUUCUUACUGAGUAAUAGGCAAAAUGCAGAAGAUUUAGAUGAGAAAGCAUAUGCUCCAAUAUCUCAAGACACCAGAUCAUUAAAUGAUUCAGCAAACAGAGCAGAGAUUCACAUGGUCUAUUUCUCAAAAAGAAGAGAGGAGACAAAUUUGGAAGGCUUAGAAAAUCAGACCAAGCAAUUGGUAGGCAAGUAUCCAAGAACCACAGGGAUGUCUCCUAAUCCAAGCCAGCAUGAUGUUAUCACUGAACGUGGGAAGAGGGCUUUGAAGCUAUUCAGAGUCCCACUAGAAGAAAAAGAGCUUGAAAGGGGGCUAAUUGUGAAUGAUACCUCAACCCAUUGGCCCAGAAACAUGAAAUAUUUGAUCCAGGGAACCCUUACACAGAUAAAACUCAACAAGAAGGAGAAAAGGAUCACUGCUCAGGCUCACUUAUCAGAUUAUUCUGUGAGGAAUCAUGGGAUCACUCACACAAAUAACUCUGCAAUAGUCAUUGCAAAUGUAUCUGCAUUUCCAUCAAUUAGACCUACAUAUCUGACUAGGAUCCCAUCCCUAAACAGCUCUUCUCAUCUUCUAGCAUCAGCCUGUAGUAAUACUUUUAUGGGGAGAAAUUCUGUGGUUGAAGAAAGCAGUCAUUUCUUACAAGGAGUAAAAAAAAAUAACCUUUCUUUAAACAUCCUAACCUCAAAGGUAAUCAGAAAUCAAGGAAAGGUUGGUUCCUUGGAAACAAGUGCCACAAAUUCAGUCAUAUACAAGAAACUUAAGAAUACUGUUCUCUUGAAACGAGGCUGGCCUAAUGCACCUGGAAAAGUUGAACUCCUUCCUAAAAUUCACUUUCAUCAGGAAGAUCAGUUCCCUACAGAAAUUAACAAUGAGCCUCCUGGCCACCUGAAUCUCAUGGAAGAGAAUGUUCUUCAGAAAACACAGGGAGCUAUUAAACAGAAUAAAACAAAUGGACCUGGAAAGGUACACUUUCUGAAAGGAGCAAUAGAAAGUUCUGAAAAGACUCCUUCCAAGCUGCUGGGUCGUUUUGUUUGGGAUAACCAAUAUGAGACCCAGAUACUAAAAGAAAAAUGGAAAUCCCAAGAGAAGUCACCAAAAAACACAUCUUUUAAGACAAAUAACACCAUUUUGUCUUUGAACCCUUAUGAAAGGCAUCAUGCACUAGCAGCAAUAAAUGAACAACAAGAUAAGCCCCAAAGAGAAACCACUUGGGCAGAACAAGGAGGAGCUGGAAGGUUGUACUCUCAAAACCUACCAGUCUUGAAACGCCUUCAAAGAGAAAUAAUCUUACCUACUCUUCAGUCAAACCAGGAAGAAAUUGGCUAUGAUGAUACCCUCUCAAUUGAAAUAAAGAGAGAAGAUUUUGACAUUUAUGGUGAGGAUGAAAAUCAGGACCCCCGCAGCUUUCAUAAAAGAACACGACACUAUUUUAUUGCUGCAGUGGAGCGUCUUUGGGAUUAUGGGAUGAGUAGCUCCCCACAUGUUCUAAGAAGCAGGGGUCAGAGUGGCAGUGUGCCUCAAUUCAAGAAGGUAGUUUUCCAGGAAUUUGCUGAUGGUUCCUUUACUCAGCCCUUAUACCGUGGAGAACUAAAUGAACACCUGGGACUCUUGGGGCCAUACAUAAGAGCAGAAGUUGAAGACAAUAUCAUGGUAACAUUCAAAAACCAGGCCUCUCGUCCCUAUUCCUUCUACUCUAGUCUUAUUUCUUAUGAGGAAGAUCAGAAACAAGAAGCAGAACCUAGACAAAAUUUUGUCAAGCCUAAUGAAACCAAAACUUACUUUUGGAAAGUGCAACAUCAUAUGGCACCCACUAAAGAUGAGUUUGACUGCAAAGCCUGGGCUUAUUUCUCUGAUGUUGAUCUGGAAAAAGAUAUGCACUCAGGCUUAAUUGGACCCCUUCUGAUAUGCCACACUAACACAUUGAACCCUGCUCAUGGAAGACAAGUGACAGUGCAGGAAUUUGCUCUGUUUUUCACUAUAUUUGAUGAGACCAAGAGCUGGUACUUUACUGAAAACAUGGAAAGAAACUGCAGGGCUCCCUGCAAUAUCAAGAUGGAAGAUCCCACUUUUAAAGAAAAUUAUCGCUUCUAUGCAAUAAAUGGCUAUGUGAUGGAUACACUACCUGGCUUAGUAAUGGCUCAGGAUCAAAGGAUCCGAUGGUAUCUGCUCAGCAUGGGCAGCAGUGAAAACAUACAUUCUAUUCAUUUCAGUGGACAUGUAUUCACUGUAAGGAAAAAAGAGGAGUACAAAAUGGCAGUGUACAACCUCUACCCAGGUAUUUUUGAGACAGUGGAGAUGCUGCCAUCCAAAGCUGGAAUUUGGCGCAUAGAAUGCCUUAUUGGCGAGCACCUAUAUGCUGGGAUGAGCACUCUUUUUCUGGUGUACAACAAGAUGUGUCAGACACCCCUGGGAUUGGCUUCUGGACACAUUAAUUAUUUUCAGAUUACAGCUUCUGGACAAUACGGACAAUGGGCCCCUAAGCUGGCCAGACUUCAUUAUUCUGGAUCAAUAAAUGCCUGGAGUACCAAGGAUCCCUUUUCCUGGAUCAAGGUGGAUCUAUUGGCACCAAUGAUCAUUCAUGGCAUCAAGACCCAGGGUGCUCGUCAGAAGCUCUCCAGCCUCUACAUUUCUCAGUUUAUCAUCAUGUAUAGCCUUGAUGGGAAGAAGUGGCAGACUUAUAGAGGGAAUUCCACUGGGACAUUAAUGGUCUUCUUUGGCAAUGUGGAUUCAUCUGGGAUAAAGCACAAUAUUUUUAAUCCUCCAAUUAUUGCUCAGUAUAUCCGUUUGCACCCAACUCAUUACAGCAUUCGCAGCACUCUUCGCAUGGAGCUGAUGGGCUGUGAUUUAAAUAGUUGCAGCAUGCCAUUGGGAAUGGAGAGUAAAGCAAUAUCAGAUGCACAGAUUACUGCUUCAUCCUACUUUACCAAUUUAUUUGCCACCUGGUCUCCUUCACAAGCCCGACUUCACCUCCAGGGGAGGACUAAUGCCUGGAGACCUCAGGUAAAUAAUCCAAAAGAGUGGCUGCAAGUGGACUUCCAGAAGAUAAGGAAAGUCACAGGAAUCACCACCCAGGGAGUGAAAUCUCUCCUUAUCAGCAUGUACGUGAAGGAGUUCCUCAUUUCCAGCAGUAAUGAUGGCCAUCACUGGACUCUUUUUUUUCAGAAUGGCAGAGUAAAGGUUUUUCAAGGAAAUCAGGACUCCUUCACACCUGUAGUGAACUCUCUAGACCCACCAUUACUGACUCGCUAUCUUAGAAUUCAUCCCCAAAGUUGGGUAAACCAGAUUGCUCUGAGGCUGGAAGUUCUGGGCUGUGAGGCACAGCAGCUAUACUGAGGUUGGCUUCUGCAUCCUCUGCUCCAGGCCAUUCCCCACUUUGAGGCUAGCGCCCCUCUUGGGCUUGCCUUCUAGUUUUGUGCCUAAACUCCAGGUUACUCCCUACCCCACACUUUCUGAGGCGUCAUCAUUUUUCCACGUAUUUAAACUAUUCAACCCUAGCAGACACUGCCCUGAAGCCUCUCAAUUGUCAUUAAUCUUGCAUUUCCCAGGGGCGGUUGCUUCCAAUUUAACACUUGCCUUUUUACAUAGCUGUUCCCAGAUUGGUCCUUUCAACGUAAUUAGGCAAAAAAAAGAAGUGAGGAGAAACACAUAUAGGAAGGAUUCUUUUCUUACAAGUUAGGUCUCACAGAGCUACCCCUUCUCUUACUGUAGAAAAAAACUGAUGUAUUGAAAGUUGUUAGAAGAUAUUCAUGAUGUAAGCAUUUUUAAAUCAGGCUUCAUACAUUUAAAAUAAAACUCUCAUUUGCUUAUCAUCCUGGUCAAUCAUGGAACAAAACAUAUUUGGGGGUCAUAUCAAUGCGACCUUGAAGUCAAAAGGCAACUCAUUUUGACAGCAUACAAAACGGAGAUUAUACAAAAACUACCACAUUAAAGUCUAUUUUUCCUCCUUAUAGACAGAUACAACUAUCUUAUUUAGUCAUCUUGGGGCAUCGUUAGCGGCACAUUCAUAUCUCAAAAACUAAUGUUGUUAAACUGAGGCUCACAGAGGAGGAGUUCAAGAGCCCCUCAGUCCCCUGGAAAUUUUUAUAUAUUAUGUGUGUGUGCAUGUAACAAAAUAAUAUAUAUGGAUUUUUCUGAAAACAAUGUCCAUAGAUUUAAUCAGAUUUUAAAAUUAGUGAAAGGCCUUUAAAAACUUCCAUAUAAUAUCAGAAAGCUGUAGAAAUACAGUCAUUUGGUCUUAAUUCUGAUCAACAACAACCAAGAUAGGCCAGGAGUAUGGAAUUAUUGGGAACUCUGAAAUAAAAUGACAAUUUCCUCUUGAAAUUUAUGGUGGCCAAGAAAGGUGAUGAUGAAAUUCCAAUAAUGCAUUCAUUUUACUCCUGCUAAAUAUAUAUAUAUAUAUUUAAAAAAACACACAAAAAAAUGUAAC
Molecule: messenger RNA, 8339 nt
Organism: Tupaia belangeri chinensis (Chinese tree shrew)
Lineage: Eukaryota; Metazoa; Chordata; Mammalia; Scandentia; Tupaiidae
Gene: F8
Product: coagulation factor VIII
Exons: 26
Cellular component (GO): plasma membrane
Molecular function (GO): signaling receptor activity; copper ion binding; oxidoreductase activity
Source: RefSeq, a predicted model, not a curated record